CCCUUCAACGCAUCCCGCUGUCUGUCUUUUUAGGGGAUGUCCGGAUUGAAUGACUAGGUUCCAAGAUUGCGAGACAACUGGAGUUCGCAAAUCUAUGGAAAAGGCAUCUUUAAAGCCAUGAUAUAACCCUAGUCUAAUACUUUACGCGUGAACAUUUCCGAUUUCUGUCAUUCCUUCGUUCGACGUACGUACUUACGAAAUCUAUGUUGGCACGCGUGGCCUCCCCAUACUGUACCUCGUUACUACCGGGUGGUCAACACGCAAUCCUUUAGCGCUUCGACGAUCUUUUGAUUUUUUACCUACUUAAUUGUACAUAUAUUUGUAAACUUCCCUAUCUCAUCUUCGAUCCCAAGCACCCAAAAUGCCGAAUCGUGGUGGGAUGCUUGGGUUGCGACUAGCCCCACGGCGAGUUACUUUGCUCCUCGUCCUUGUUGGCAUAUUCGCGUUGUUCACCCUCCUUUUUACACUUCCCAAUGCUAUACCGACGGGACCAAGCCUAUCAAAAUCGAUCGCCGACCAUAAGUUCUCAUCGAGCAUAUUGAACCCCUUUCGUCCUGCUUCGCAUAAGCCACCAGAGCAGAAAAAUUCAACAUAUGGAGGAAGUUCUUGGUAUUCGAAUUGGAAUUGGAGAAGUCCAUUCUCUUCGUCUAUUACACUUGAUGAGAAUCGCGCUCUACUCCCGCCUUUAAAGGAUAGGGCUCCUGUUUACUGUUAUUAUGACACCACACUGCAACGAGACGAAGCUACGAAGGAAGCCGAGAGCGCGCUACUACUUACAUGGAGACGUGCUUGGUGGGCUCAGGGGUUCAAACCUGUUAUUCUUAGUGCGGCAGAAGCUAUGAACAACCCUCUCUAUGACGAACUUCAGAGAUUAGAUGUGGAACCUGGGUUCAAGAAAGACAUGAUGCGCUGGCUAGCAUGGGAAAAUAUGGGUGGUGGACUUUUGGCACACCAUUUAUUAUUCCCGAUGGCUUCUUACGAAGUCCCACUGCUCUCUUUCUUGCGAAGAGGAGAAUACCCCGGCCUUACGAGAUGGGAAGGCUUUGAUAAUGCUCUUUUUGCUGGUCCUAAGGUUCAGAUCGCAGAUGCUAUCGUUCACGCUCUCCGAAACCCCAAGAAUAAAACGGUCAAGGACUUCAUCUCUGCUGUUUCUAGUGAGACCUUCCUCGUUGACCCGUCGCACACUUCUCUCGCAUUCUACGAUGCCAAAACCGUCGAAAAGAAUUACCAAAAAGUCGCCGAGGAAACAGCAGCGAACCGCGAGAAAGGCAUCAAAAGUCUCAACCUCCUAAUUAAUUCACAUCUGCAUAAUACGUGGCAAGAUAUUUUCUCCAACGGAAUCGCCGUCCUCAAGCCCAUGCCAGCUCAUACAACGCAUAUGGUUAAGCCAGCUUUAGAAUUGGCGACACUACUCGCGACUUGUAGUGAAAGUCCGGUACCAUCAUCGUGUCCGCCGAACAUCCCUAAAUGUUCACCAUGUGUUGCAUCACACCCAAUGAAAAUUUCGACUCCAUCGCGCUACCGAAACACCACCGGCCUAUACACUAUCGGAACCGUACCCCAUCCAUAUACUCUGCGCACGCUAGACUCCUCUAAAGACACUUUAGAUAUCGCCUACAUCAGACGGGAGAUAAAGAAGCGUGACGAGUGGCUGUAUCUCAUCUUCCAGGAGCUCCUCGGCACGGGGAUAUCCGGCUCGAUGCGCGUCGUAAAGUUCAAGGACGCUGUGGCUGGGGAAUACGCAACCUCGCAUACGCUCUGGCUAACGGCGGAGAAGGAGUCCGUGCCCGAUGACUUAGACUGGUGGUUCGGUUUCGAUAUCCCGACCAACGGGACCGACGAUGGCAAGUCUGAGACUCCUGUCCCCGGCCCCGAGCGCAGGCCCAAGCCCACGCAUGACCCCGCCGACGGACCGGUCCCGACAAUAGAUGAUUUAGCGCACGAACCGCACCUUUUAGAACGUGCUAGAGAGAUUGCUAAGAGCAAGCUCGAGCCGGACGUGCGCAUUCGUAGCGCGAUAGAGGCCUGGAAUCUGGCGGAUACAGAAGCAUGGCGGUUUGCGAGAGCGUUCCUGGCGCGCGCGAGGGUCGAGAGGAUGAAGUGGGAGGAGGAAGAGAGCAGAUAUGCCGAAGGUGUGGGUAGCGAUGCCGGUAGCAGAUCCAGGAGCAGCUGGUUACGGUGGGGAGACGAGAAAGAGACACAGAGUUGAGGUCGAGGAGCAGAGUUUCAAGUUUCAAGUUUCUAGAGAAAGUGUGGAUAGGAGAUCAAUGACAUGUACGGAUGACAACGGACGUUUAUUUAAAGCCUUAAGCUCAUCGUUUGCGGUUUUGAUGCUCACGGAAGCACGGCGUUUGCGCGUUAUGGAUUUUGUUAGACUUGGUAGAGGUAGAGUGUGUGGUAGAUUCUGUAUUCAGGUCCUGCUGCUUGACGCAGGUGUAU
Annulohypoxylon maeteangense is the source of this 2439-nucleotide messenger RNA. RefSeq lists its product as uncharacterized. The record is from RefSeq and is a predicted model, not a curated record. Lineage: Eukaryota; Fungi; Ascomycota; Sordariomycetes; Xylariales; Hypoxylaceae. The coding region runs from base 362 to 2209 and encodes 615 amino acids. The transcript has a single exon.